CGCGCCAGCCAACCAGCCAGCCUGCCAGCCACGGGGAAGUUUGAAUAUGGAGAUGAUAAAAAAAUAUUCGAGGAUAUAUGGAAUAGUUCAGAUUUUGCCUUCGGUUUGUCUGCAUUUUUUGUGUGUUUGGAGAAUUCGACGAAAAGAAAAAAAGAAUAGCUCAAAGAGCGUGGCUUGCGGAAGUCACUGUCAGUGAUACACGUUACGAGAUUACGUCGCGUAUCGAAAUCGGACGCUAACACAGCAGCACCAUUCGCAUCGCUUUUCGAUCACUUCCGGUUAUCAGCCGCUUAGUGGAGUGUGAGUGUCAGUUUUGGCAAUCCCUCACGCGUGUGAUAAUUAAAUUACCUCAUAGUACAAGUGCUGGUGUUUUUCUUGACCUACAUCCCCAGUGAGUUCCUUGGAUCACUAGGCCUUGGCACAGUGAAGCAAGGAUUAGAAACAAACGCCUUCGGUGUUGUAGUCAUCGUAGUCGUCGUCAGCAUCGUCGUCGUCGUCGUCGUCCUCACCGACAGCGUUGCCGUAGUGGAUACUAAUUACACGACCACAAUCAACGAAGGCAACUCCAGCAUCCGAAGACCCUUCCAACCCGUACCCAAUUAGAUUCAUUCGGAGGAAACCGUCGCGGUUGGCAGGGUGAAGAUGUGAUGUCCACAACAUGCACAGACUACAUCGGCAUUGCCGAUAAUUUCAAUUUUGGCAUUACCCAAUAACAGCACCAAUGGAACAACGGUAAAAUUGUAUCGUAAAAAGACAUAUUGGGCAAUUGUUUGACAAUCAACGGCAUUCAAGAAGAAAACCAGCAAAACCAACGAUUCAUUUGAAAUUCACUCCAAGCGUAACCGAAGGAGGCGAAUAUCAAUCACCGCCUAAUUAAUUGAUACUCUGUUACCUUUGAAUACCUACAAUUGUGCGCGCAUACGAUCCAGACAGAAGCGACGAGCCGACAGAUCAGCUCGGCAGCGAAUCCACGGGAAUAAAAAUGCUGAAGGAUCUCAUUGCUGCUGAAACGGUGACACCUGAAAAAUGUACCGGAUGUGGAAUAUCCAUAAGAGACCGAUACUAUUUGCUGGUAGCUGACCGAGCUUGGCACAACCAGUGCCUUCGUUGCUGCAAGUGCAUGGCCAACCUGGAAACGGAACUGAGUUGUUACGCUCGAGAAGGAAACAUCUACUGCAAGGAUGAUUACUACAGACAUUUUUCGUCGAGGCGAUGUUCUCGCUGUGGAUCCGGCAUCAGCGCAUCCGAGUUAGUGAUGCGAGCCAAGGAUUUAAUUUUCCACGUAAACUGUUUCUCUUGCGCGAUAUGUGGACAACUGCUACGAGGAGGUGACACCGCCGGUAUCCGAGAAGGCCGUAUCUUUUGUGGCGAACAUUACGACGCCGAUGUGCUCAGUGAACCAGAAACAAUUUCACCGCAGUUUUACCCCGGCGGACAUCAGCCCGUUCAGCCCCAGCAGCAUUCCCAAAAGGGACGACCCCGAAAGCGAAAACCUACACCCCAGCUGCUAGAUUCACAGCAACAGAACCAGCCACCUCCGUCACUUGACCAACUGGACCCCGGAACACCUCUGCGAUUAGAUUUGCUGCACAAAGAACUCAGCGUCAGCAAUUUAGAUUUAUCCUCGUACGACGGAAGCCAGUCGCCAGGUUCCGGUGGCAGUCUAACACCAAAUUGUCGCACCAAACGGAUGCGAACUUCCUUCAAGCAUCACCAGCUGCGAACUAUGAAAUCCUACUUUGCGGUCAACCAAAACCCGGAUGCCAAGGAUCUGAAACAGUUGGCACAGAAAACUGGUCUUUCGAAGCGAGUAUUACAGGUUUGGUUUCAAAACGCCCGCGCCAAGUGGCGUCGGAACGUGAUGCGACAGGACGGUGGUCUCGUCAAUGCAGGCCAACCGCUGGGUGGCCUACCGUCGAUUACGACCGCAAGCCUGCACCACCAUCACCAUCACCACCACCCUGGCAGUGGAAAUCCAAGCAAUACCAGCAGCAGCGACGGGGAUAUGUCCUCCAGUCAGGCUCUGGAAGAAAUGCAUAAUAUGACCUUUGCCGAACUGUACUGACACAAUCUGAUGAUCAAGAAUAUGAUUUUGUCGAACGUAAUCAAACUGUCGCAAAAUCAACGUCCCACUCAGCAGCAAUCAUCGGUGGUUGAGUAUGACCAGGAACAGCAACAAACUGACCCCGCGUUAGGGUCGAGCGAGGUAGGGUUCAGUGAUGGAGCAGAAAAAACAGACAACUGGAGCCUUGCUUGUGGCGAUGUUAAUCAUUAAAAAUUGUAUAAAGAUUGACAAAGUGGGUUCGGAGUGUGCAAUAGAAUUAACGGGUGAUUAAAAUCGACACUAAUUGCUAGUUCUCAAGCAGUUGAUUACACGAGCAAAUAUACGGUCCCGAUGUGACAGGUGAUUGAAUUCACGCUGGUCACGCAAUCAAACAAAGUUGACAGACAGUCCUACAUACAUAAUAUAUCACACAUGAGUUGCUAGUGACUAUCAAUUCCGUUAGAGAUCAUAAAAGCUGCAGUCGCAUGUAGGAAUGCGUUCUGCCGUGCAUUGCAAGAUCAGCAAUCAGGGUUUUCUGUGUUGUCUAUCAGUUGAGCAAAGCUUGUAUUCGCAAUGGCAGGUCGCAGCAUAGUAGCCAGUUUAGACGUUUUGUAGAGCAUUGAUUAAAUCAAAACUCAUCAUAAGAUUAACUUUAUUCAAUCGUCGGACUGAAGAAUGACACCGAUAUUAUUAUUCCAGUCGAAAGAAGAAGCACAGUUAAUAAUUUAGGUUGCCAAUUGAAAAAACUACCUUUAACGCGUCAUAGACUCGAGUAUUUUGCAGUUCACUAAGUACGAGUACAUUUUCUGAUAUUUCACAGAAAACGUAGGUAAAUUUGAAUUGCAAAAUAUGUUGUAAUUAUUUUGAAAUAUUUUUUCUUCAAAGCAAAGGAAUAUCAAGUCUGUGUUUUCAUCUGUAGCCCAUAUUUUCUGGUUUCAACCUUCUAAUUUCAAAUAAUAUUUUCCAAUUCGAUUAUUCAUUUCUAGUGUGAUGAAAAACAUUGUUAUUGAAGCUAUGUCCAUUUAGAAUCCGGAAUAAUAAAAUCACCUGUAUCUCGGUAACGAAUUGACGUACAAAUACGGUUAAUACAUUAAAACAAAGGUAAUUACUUCAAGGAAAAAUACCUAUACAAAUCAUUUCUCUUCGUUUCUAAUAAAAAAACGCGAAAUCCCAUCAAACGCUGCACACCUCCGGAAUCAACUUCCUUGGCACAUUCCUUAAGUUUCCGCUUCACUAUUGCCCAAAAUCUCUUUUUAUCGAUGAAAUCUACGUUAUUAUUGCGGUACCACUGGAUGAUUUCCCAGCUGUAGUGGCAACUCGCCAAAUCUCGCUAAAAAUUCACAGGACCUUGAUGGGUUUUAAUGAAAGGUAGUGCGCGAUUUUCGAGGCCAUCGUAUUAUUCGUCACGAACACUUCGGUCUUUGCUCCACAGCUGCAUAUCCCUUGCCAAAUCAUUAUUUUUUGGCAAAUUUCAAACAUUUCCUCGAAGAAGGGCUUUCUCUGACAGUUCUCAACACCUUCUGAGUCAGCUUGCGGUCACAUGUUCCACGACGAUGCUUACCUUGAGCCACUCGAUCAGCGCUAUUUCGCUCCCUGAAACGUUUGAGCACAUCAUACACGAUUGAUUUGGAGAUUUUCAACGCUUUUGCGAUUUUAUUGCGGAUCACGCAAGUGGAUUAUAAAAGUAGGUGUGCAGAUUCUUUUUCUCUCCUCUCGGCUUCCAUAUGGAACAACUUUUGACUCAUUGCACGAAACACCGUGAAAUUUAUACCACAGAAAGUGAGCGCCUAGGUGAACAAACCGCUGUAAAAGAAUACGUGGAGCGGUCACUUUUGGUGCCGCUGCAAUACAAUAAGUAAUUCCGGAUUCCUGGACAGAUCUUAACCUAAGCUCAUCUUUUGAUCAUAAUUAAUUUUUAGUUGAAGCAGCUAGUAGAAUUUAUUCGAUCUUCACAAUUACACUUUUGAGUCAUCAUUCAAUUCUACUAUUUCACUGUCGUGUCACUUCUGUAACGUAAAACAGACAUUACAAUACAAACACGUAUUUCGAUUAUUAAUUACAAUUAUCAUUAAUGUAUCAGAGUUUCGUAAGUGUUAUUGUUACAGUGAUGAUGAUUGUAAAUAACAGUCGAAAUACGUAUCUGUACAUAUUGUAACGUAUGUUCUACUUAGUGAAAGUGUAGUGAAGUGGCCAACACUCGCAUAAUUAAAAGGUGAAUAAGUGGAAUUGUGAGUUUUGAUCAUAACCUAACGAGGCAUAAUUUGAAAACUAUUUGCGAAAAAAAUAUCAUCAGAAAUUGAACUCAAACCUAGGAACUUUUUUGGAUCCGUAGCGAUUGAGCUACCCAAAGGAUGAGAGAACCGUUUGUCAGAAGCAACUCGAUGAAACAAUAUACCGUUAGGGUGCCAGUGAGCAAAUUUAGCUAAAAUUUUGCGUAGCGAUUUAGCUCAAAUUGAGCAUUGGGAUUUUUUUUGAAGUGCUUAAUUUUUCAGCAUCUUCCGCUUACGAAAAUAAGAGAUGAUUCUUCAAUGAUACUUUACACCAUAGGUACUUCACUUCGCGGUCAAUAGUUGAAGAUUCCCAAUCUUGAAAAAUUACAAAAGCUCCCCCUUACGCGAUAUUUUCGAAAUGGAAAAUUUUUUUUGGAUGUAAAAUGUUUCAGAAAUGCAUGAAAUCUUGAGCUUUGGUUAUUUUUCUAAGAAAAUAAUAUAUUUAUAAUUUGAACUUGAAAAAAUUUGAUUUAACUGGAGUUUGGAGUUUGAAACUGGAGUUUGGAAUCAAAUAUCACAUAAGGGGUGCGGGAUAGUGUGUUGGGUAGGUCAAUGCCUUUCGCGGAGCCCUCCUGGGUUGGAUUCUCAAUGCCGCACAUAGAGUCAGAAAGUUUUUCUGGCUCGAAAGAGGCAAAGUUAAGACUUCUAUAAUCUAUAAUCAACAAAAUAUCAGCUGAAUUAAGAAUAAUUUCAAAUACUAGUGGAAACAACUAUUCAGCAAUUUUAUUUUAAGUUGUUACUUUAUAUUCCAGUGGUACACACACAAAUUGUAAAUUUUAUAAGUGACCUAAUGACAUAUACGAUAUACCUAAUUCAUAAAGAACUAACUGGUCAAAUGACGGAAAAUUCUAUUUGUAAUGACUUUAUGUUGAUGUAAUUUAUAUGCACUAUUCACCAACCUAGUAGAUGUGUGCGUAUGUGACUCAGUCGAUUAACGGACGUACUUUGUGAUCCAAUGAUUGUCGGUUCAAGUGCUUGCAAUCACCACCAGUUUUUACUUUGUUUUCAUUUCAUUGAAUUUUAUGGCAUGGAAUUUUCAAAUGUUCUUGCCCGGAAAUAAACAUGUACUGUGUACAUCAAUUUAAAAAUUUUCUUAGACCCGGAGUCGAUUUAUUUAAUUUUUUUUUAAUUACGGCGUUCCAUGCAUUUCUAAGAAAUUUGUCGUCAGGGAAGAGGGGUGAUCUUAUACAAUUUUUCGAGAUUGAAAACCUUCAAACAUUGACCGCUAUAUUACAGCAUUUAGCCACGUCCGAUUCGGCUAAAAUUUGGCACUUGGAACUGUUUUUGGGAGAAACUAGAACAUUAGAGAUAGCAAAGUUUUCACAUUGAAUUCCUUUUGUGAAAUUUGACCGUUCUGAAACAACAGACUUUUCCGUAGAUCUUAGCUUACAAAUUCAUUGCGUAGUUAGUGCUAUGAACCUACUGACACUAAGAAUCCUUCCAGGUCGGUGCUCGAUCAUACGAUAACUGGUUUAUAAGACCAGCGCUUUAUGCAUUGAACCACCAACCAGGGUAUAGCACUAUCACUUUAUAAAUUUAGAGAUAAAGUACUGCCAAAUUCACUACUAUAUACCAGGUGUGCCCGCUAACAAUGAGGGAUUUUUGGAAUGAUUCAAGAUACUUUAUUCAAAGCAGUUGCCUUCGGAGGCUAUACAUUUUUUCAUCUUUUAACCAACUCACGAAUACCGAGUCGAAAGAACAGUUCAGCUUUUGAAGCGAUCCAGUCGUGAAGCCAUUUUACCAUCCUUCAUAAAUAUUGAAGUGCUGCUAGGUAAGUGCGUGAGAUAUCGAUGAAAAAGUCCGAGGGAGGUCAUGUCUGGGGAGUAUGGCGUGUGGGACAAAAGUUCCUAUCUCAGUUCAGAAAGUAUGUUUUUGACCAAUGCGGCUCUCUAUGCGGAGGCGUUGUUGUGCUACAAAAUGACUUUAUCAUGUCUUGUGAAGCACUCUGGUCGUUUUUUAAAGUAUUACUGGUUUUAGAAGUUCGUAGUACAAGAAACCUUUCUGAACCAUCCGAUUUCUUUCCAGGUUAGAUUUUGUAGUUGAUGUCAAUAGAUUGCAAAGGUUUUUGCACUUGGGAUUCUCAAAAUAAAUCCAUUUUUUAUUGCCCCGAUGAAGAAAAUCCUUUGUUUUAUACCUAGAAAGCAAAAAAUCGCUCACUUUUUUUCCCUUUUCCUACUGUCUAUCAUUCAGCUGAUGAGGAACCCAUUUUUUCACCAUCUGAAUCUUUUAAAUAACGUGUAAACGAUCCAUUUUUCACGACUCCUGCUCAACCGUGUUUUUGACAUUUGAACGAUUAAUUAUCAGGAUUGAAGACAGAAAAUAGUUUUAUUAUAUAAAUCAGAAAAUUAUUUUCUGCUUUCUUCAGCGAAAGCAUACUGGAGCUUCAAGAAGAUGUAGAUUUGUUUUGAUUGAUAAUAAAAUUUGUACUCUGUUCAAUAUAUUCGAGAGUGCAAUUAUUUGUUAUCAAAAAUUCCUAUCUAAAACAUCACUAUCUCAGUUUUUUUUUUCAACAUUUUUCUUACCUUUCCAGGUAAAACGUGUUAAACGGGUUGUGCCUCAAAAUUUUCUAUUACAAAAUUUCUUAAACAGUAACAUCAAAAGAUUGAUUUGUAAACUAGUAUGAAAACAUCUUUUCAUACUAGUUUACAAAUCAAAGGAAUGAUAUCAAAUCAAGCUUUUAAUUCGAUGUCGACAACAAAAGAUAGUUUCAAUAAGUUCUCUUCUUGAUAUUUGACUUUGCUCAGGCAGUGUACGCGUGAACUGCCUCGCAGUUGCCGAUUUCAGAUUAUCUGAUGCAAUCGUGAUGUACGUCCAACCAAUAUGACAAAUACAUCUGAUGUCAUGUGUACUACACUGACGAUUAAUUUCUACGCAUCGUCAAAUCGUCCUUUAGUUUCAAUUCGUAAACCCAUCCAAAGAAAUACUAUAAAAUGGUAGACGAACGAAAAUAGUGGAACUUUUAUCUUACUAGAGAUCGGAUUCAAAUCACAGUUCUGCCUGUUGACUUUCUGCUGGAUGUGAAGAAAUACAAUUUAAAAGAAACGCAAUGAUGGCAAGGUUUAAUUUGCUUUCGUACUGUACACAUGUAUCGAGUGGCUUCUAAGCAUCACCUGAACUCAUUACUAGAUGGUAACUAGUUACUGCCUCACAUGCUCGUUUCGCAGAGAUUUCAGACUUCAAUCGCUCCAAUAAAACGCAGUAAUAAUAAUCUCCACCUUAAGACAUCACAAUCAUUUAUGCGACUGCGGUCAAGGAGGUUACUUUUCACCACUCCGUUUAAAUUGAUAUCUAAACUUUGUAACAGAUACUAUAAAAUCAUCCUAUCACCCAGAAGAUGAUAGAAGGGCAAUUAGAUUGGUGAAAGGAACAGUACAAUUCGAAUUUGCGUGGGAAACGAGAUCCCAGAGGAGAGACUGAACUGUGAACCAUACUAUAAGUUCUGUUCAAUCAGGUUGUACUCUGAGUUGUGUUUCUUCAUUUCCAGUGUAGCUCAAUUCGCAGAAUGAUUCCCAUGGAAAGAAGAAUUUUGCGGAUUUGUAUCAGAAGUAAAUUUGCAUGCAAAUUUGAAUUUUUGCCUAUUUUCAAACAUUAUUUAUUUCCCAAUCUGCCUUUCGUUGAGUGAUGAUAAAAACUAAACUGAGUUCUUGGUGAUUGAAUAUCAUACCAUACAAACUUGAAAACAAUCACGUUUUAUAAGUCAAAAACUUUCCUAAUAUUCUUAUAGAUGUAAAUUAUCAAGAUCAGUACUACCUGGAAUGAGAAGUCCCGGGCCAAACAUAGAUUUUUUACCGUGACAACUUUUUACUUUUUUUUAUAUAUAAAAAAAUAGGUAUAGAAUUCGCUCAAACUUUAGAAAAUUUUUCCGACAAUGAAUGAAUGACAUAUACCAAUCGAUUCAGCUCGACGAACUGAGCAAAUGUCCGUGUGUGUGUGUGUGUGUGUGUGUGUGUCUGUAUGUGUGUUGUCAACUAAGAGGUCGAGAUCUCAGAGAUGGCUGGACCGAUUUUGAUCAAACUAGUCGCAAACGAAAGGUCUCCUCGUCACCCAAAACGCUAUUGAAACGUUUUGAGAUCGGAUGUUUACUUUUUGAGUUAUACGAAGUUUUAUGUUAAAAUUUACAGUUUUUUGACAGUAUCUGUCACAACUGACCUUGAAAACAGAAUAUGUUUUAAGACUUAGUUUCUGCACGGUAAUAGCUAUCCAACAAGCCAUAGAUUGUUAAAAUCCGUCCAUUUUUAACGGAGAUAUCGAAAUUUUUGUGUAAACGACUUUUCCCCCUAUUCCAGCAGUAGGAGUUUUGAGCACUGUAUGACAAAGAAAUGCUUGGGAGCAACGGAAAACACGAUUUUUUAUACUGUGACAUACAAUUGUUUCUAAGUACCAAAAAGACUGUGUACAGCAUCCUUUUUCAUGACAAUUUGCCUUGGACCGAUUUUAGCACGGUUCAUUUUUGGCAAAAUAAUCGUUCGAAUAUGGCAUUUAUAAACCAGAUGAUAUCAGCAUUUUCGAGCUGAAAGUAAUUCCAUAAUUAUAUUGAUUUAAACUACUUAAAGCAAUAAAAGCUGGAAGAACAUAACUUCCAUAUACCAUACGACUCAGUUCGUCGAGAUCAGCAAAUGCGUGUGUGACAAAUAAUUUCACUCAAUUUUUUCGGAGAUGGCUAAACCGUUUUCUACAAACUUAGAUUCAUAUGAAAAGUAGUAUACUCCCAAAUUUGGAUCCGACUUCUGAUUGCGGAACCACAGGAUGAUAUAUGAAACGAAAUUAAAAUAAUGCAAUUCAUUUUUCUCGUAGAUGGCUGAACCGAUCUAAGAUUCAAAUGAAAUCUAAGAAUCAUCUAUGAUUCAAAUGAGAGGUCUUAAAAUCCUAUAAAAAUUAGUCAGAUCCGAUUUCUGGUUUAGGAUAAACAGGGUGAUUAGUAUAAAAAUGUCCAUUUCACAUAAAUUAAUCAGGUUUAUCGGGUUUGCUGAUUUGGAUAGUUGAUUACGAAAUAAAUUUAUUUCAGUUUAAGGGGUAUUCAGUUUUCGAUUCGGAAUGUACCCCCAAAUUUUAAUUCGCACUACAAUUUCUUAAAGAUGUCUACACACUCCUCAGGUGAAUUUAACUGAUUUCGGCUACACCGAUUUUAGAACUCCGGUUCCAUUUUCGAAUCGUUUCUCAAAGCUCAAUCAUUUUCUCAAAAAGACCAAACGAACAAAAACUUAAUUUAAGGACUUAAGGUCCCAUACAAAAUUGGUAAAUUUUAUCCGAUUCUGGAAUUACAAAUGCUGAGUUUUUAAAAUUCAUACCGAUAUAGAAGAUGUAAAUUGUUUGGCGUAUUAAUUUAUGGCCAUUUGAAUCAUUUUGGGUUAUGCUAGUUCCUGAAUACCGGCUCUGGAAGUACCAUAAAUAAUUACGAAAAACUCUAAAGUGGAACCUACUUCGACAUCUCAUUGAAUGUUCAAUCGAUUGUCACACGUUAAGAUUGAAAUUCGAUACGAUUUGCAGAUUCGAAAUUACAGGGUAAUGAGUGAUUAAAAUCUCAAUUUGCCGUUUGAAACGACUAUAAUUAAAAUAGUGUCAUGAGAACUAAAACACCUAAGAAUAUUCAUGCAAAAACAAAACACAUGCGGAUUGAUAAAAAAGGUAUUAUCUCACUGCUAGGUGGAUUAAUCACAUUUUCAUUCUUACAAAUUUCUAGAGCGAUACACUUGACUCAUCGGUCCUCCAACAUUUUGAUGCCCUUUGAAACAAAAACAAAGAUUUGUCAAGGCCUUCAAAAUAGGCUUCCGUUCGUGCAAUGGCCUCAGCAUUCGAUGAAAAUUUCUUUCCCUGGAGAAACCUUUUUAGGUUUGGAAAUAGAUAAUAGUCACUAAGUAGAGAUAACAGUCGCUGGGGACCAUGUCUAGAGAGUACGGGGGAUGAUGGACCAAUAAGUACCGCAAAUCACAAUCAACUUCACCGUUGCUUUUAUGCAUGAAUGUUUUGAUGCGUCGUUUUCCAUAGCUUCAUAAAAACUAAAACUCGUCUCACACGAUCAGCUGUAAUUCAAACACUAGUGGAUAGAUUGUCAUGAAAUUUGGUAUUGGGCCAUUUAGAGGGUUGUUCUCAACAAAAAUAUACAUGGUUCGAAACUAUUCACGUCUUUUCUGUGCGAGACCCCGGACUUUUCAUUCCAUGUAGUAACAUCAAGAUUUUUCGAACACUAAACCCCGAAAAGUAUUCUGUUUAAUUUAACUUCUUUUAAAAUAAUUUAAACUGAAAUCAUCGCCGACUAAAUAUUACCAUCACUUUUUCAAAGGAUCCAACAAAGCAUAUGCGAUUGGAAUCGAUUCGUUCUUCAGUCUGAUAACGAUCACUCUUUUUAAAGUUUAAUAAGCAACGCUAUGUCAAGAAUGAAAGAACAACACCAAAAUUGAUGACCAACCCACACCAACUAAUUUAUUUGCAAUGGCAAAUGAGAUAAAAAAAAAUCCAAUGCGAAAAGCAAAUCUUUAGCUAUUGGCUCAUGCACCAUUCCUACUAUCUUGUUAGUGCUAAACGCCCAUGUAAAUACACCCUAGAUUAAUUAAUUAGUGAGCGAUAUUGUAGGCAAACAAGAUCGGCGAACCAACACUCGGACGAAAAAAAAAUACUAAUAUAUGGGUGUAAUCAUUUUAAUACCACAGUUUGUUUGCACUUGUUUUUUUCACGGCGUGUGAAUUGAGGUAGCGCGAAAAUGUUCCAGUUGAUUCUGUUCUGUUCCUACUCCGUUGUUCUGUACAUAGUCCUAUCUGUAUGAAUUUCACCUCACCCACUGUGAUGCCGGCAGGAAAAAGCGACGUGUUAACCGGAGCUUUUUUAUUUGUUUUCGUCCAAUGGAAAAUUGCAAUUCAUUACACUGUGUACAAAUUACCCGAACAAAUUAAUUUAUAAACACUAUCCUUGUACGUUGUUAUUAAAAUA
Molecule: messenger RNA, 11238 nt
Organism: Malaya genurostris
Lineage: Eukaryota; Metazoa; Arthropoda; Insecta; Diptera; Culicidae
Product: LIM/homeobox protein Lhx9-like
Exons: 7
Coding region: 983-2065 (360 amino acids)
Biological process (GO): regulation of transcription by RNA polymerase II; neuron differentiation
Cellular component (GO): nucleus
Molecular function (GO): RNA polymerase II transcription regulatory region sequence-specific DNA binding; DNA-binding transcription factor activity, RNA polymerase II-specific
Source: RefSeq, a predicted model, not a curated record